Scatophagus argus is the source of this 3725-nucleotide messenger RNA. Its product is annotated as BTB/POZ domain-containing protein KCTD21-like. NCBI's taxonomy places the organism in Eukaryota, Metazoa, Chordata, Actinopteri, Scatophagidae. Gene Ontology annotation, molecular function: protein binding. Bases 908 to 1786 code for a protein of 292 amino acids. Gene Ontology annotation, biological process: protein homooligomerization. The transcript is spliced from 2 exons. The record is from RefSeq and is a predicted model, not a curated record.
GUCUUCGCAGUAUAGGUUGAAAUCGAUUUGUAAAUGAUUGCAUUCUGUUUUGUUUCAUGUCUGCAGCAGUAGUUACAGACUUCAUUAUUGUCAUCCUGCGACAUUAUACGGCAGGUGCGACAAAGCCGUUUUUAUGAGUCUGUUUUUCUGGAGAUCUUUGCAUUCCGAAGGGUAUUUAAAAUGAAAAGUUUCUGAGGACAUUGUUCAUUUGUUCUCUGGGGAUAAAAAGCACUUCUCAGUGUUCAGGCUGUCACUUUAAGGGGGGGCAUUUCAGACAAAUUGCCCAGUCCCCCGUGUCUUGCUCAGACAGCUCCAGUGUGUGUGUGUGUGUGUGUGUGUGUGUGUGUGAGAGAGCGAGAGCGAGAGAUCGGGGGUAUGAGCUGAGAAUAAAAGCGAGCUUCGUGGCGACGGAGCCAGAAGUGUCCAGUGAUUAGCAUGCUGGUCUGGUCACUGUGGCCCCGCUGCCUUUCUGCCUCAGUGCAGUCAGAGUGAAGGCCUUGCUGUUGGCUGACACCAUUCAGAAUCCUGCAGGAGAUACAUCAACAACAAUUUAAACUUAGCCACAGAAAAAACACGGGGAACACCUGCAUUCAUAAGGAUGUUUCCUAUGAGGAAAAGUGACAAGGAGAAGACCAGCAGACUUUUAUAGGCUUUUAUAAAUCUCCAGCUUUGGAAGCAGACUUGGCAGAUUUCCUCGCAUCUUUCCUCACUUGGCCUUUUCCCGGCUACUACUGUGGCUUGCUCACUGUCAGUGGAGACAAGUUUUUCUGGGACACAAUAGAAACCCUCGAAAUUUCCCUCAGUCCUCAGCAUUCCUGAGAACCAGAGCAGAAGGAUCCUUGGGCUCCCAACAGCAACAUCAGAGAAAACUUUACUGGGUCACAGAAAUCACUGCUAACCCUCCAAGAUGCUGAACCUCAACUCACCGGACGACAACAGCAACAGGAACUCUCUCCAGGACCCAGUUUCCUUGAACGUCGGUGGAGAAAUUUACACAACAACCCUGGACACUCUGACGCGCUGCCGUGACUCCAUGUUAGGUGCUAUGUUCACCGGACAAAUGCCUGUGCUUAGAGAUAACAGAGGGAAUGUUUUCAUAGACCGUGAUGGAAAGGUGUUCAGGUACAUUCUUAAUUACCUACGCUCCAGCUCCCUGGACCUACCCAAUGGCUUUUCAGAGCUGGCACUACUGCGGAGAGAGGCCGAUUUCUUCCAGAUACGCCCCCUGCUGGAGGAGAUUCGCCAUUACGAAGCAUCAGUGCCUCUCAGCCUUAGAGGAGGGCCACUGGGAGCCAUGAUUAUGGUGAAUGUUGAUUCCAAGGUCCGUGUUCUCCACUUUAACUUACGCCACGGGCCAGAAAACUAUGAGCUUCGUACGUGCUCUGUGCGAGCUCUCACAGUUGACCUCUUUUGUACCUGGAGAGCCUUCCUGGCACUGCUUUGCGAGCGCUUCUCCUACAUAACAUCCCAGGGUCUCACUAGCCCACAUCCAUGCAACCCGAGGCAGAACAGGCUGAAACUGGAGUGGGUGCCGAGACCUGAUGAACUGCCGCAGGAUCAGUACGACAAGCAGCGCUACCGGGGACUGUCUGUCUCUAACCCUGAGGUCGCACAGUCGGAUGACAUUAUGAAAAUGCACUGGAGUCCCUGUGAAAUCACAGACAUGCAGGGCUUUGUCGAGGAGCUGCUGAAGGUGUCUCUGGCUGAAGGAUUCAAGGUUGAUCUGGUGACUCCUGACCCAGCGGAAAUUCUUAACUGCACCUCACUUAGACUUGUCAAGCGCUGAGCCCUAGGCAAAGAACAGCAGAACAUGCCAAGCUGAUGAACUGUAGAUUAUUAUUCCCUCGAAUGAGCUCAUUAUCUUGAGAACUAUAAAUGUUUAAUCAAAUCGUUUAGGGUUAGAGCUAACUUUGAAAAUCUAAAGGAUAGAGAUUAUGCCUAGGAGAUCACUGAACAGUUUACCAAAAUUAAAGUGCAUUAAAUGCACAGUAUGUAAUUUCUGCCGCUGAGGGUCUUUCAGUAAAAACAGUAACAAAAGAUCACAUUUGAUAACACCGCGAGGUAUCAAGGGAUCAUGGGAAUUAAUUGUGAAACAAAGCAUGCAGCAAAUGACAAGUGAGUAAUACAAAUUAUAAUAUACAAUAGAGUGAUGAGCUGGCUUUCAUAUGGAAACCAUAUGAAAUGUAAUCUUUAAUAAAAGUAUAUAUUUCUCUGGCUUGAAGAUUGCUGAAAACAUUUAGGACAGUGUAAGUUCUAGUCAUUUAUAGACAUUGUGGAAAUCCUAUGUAUUGUAUGUUUAACUACCAAAAAAAAACCCUACAAACGCUGAUACUUAGUUAGAUGUACAUAUAACUAUAAUCUAAAACAUUACUAGCAUCAUAUAUACAUGAACUUGAUGGUUUUUGGGCUGUCAAACAUGUAUGUCUGCUUUGGAUAAAGUAGACAUAGACUCUGUGUACAAGACUGUUACAAACAAAGAACUACAGUACAGUGCUGUGCCAGUACUACAGGAAAACUGCAGUGAUUUGGACAUACAAUCCCGAAGAAGGUGGGACACUGUGCUUGAAAUGUAAAUAAAAACAGAACGCAAUCAUUUACAAACAAACUGUAUUUACUGACAGCCAUUUCAACAAAGUGUUCCUGAGCCCAUGAAGUAAUAUCCUUUAUACAACCAUGUGUUUCACAAAGUGGUGAACCUUUGGCUUGUCCUUACUUGUGAACAAUUUAGCCUUUCGAGGAUGUCCCUUUCAUACCCAAUCAUGAUACUGUCACCUGUUAACAAUGAACCUGUUUACCAGUGGAAUGUUUUUCAGCAGUACGUAAAUGUCCCUGUCUUUUGUCAGCCAUGUGCCAAUAUAUGGCUUGUAUAGUGGAUAUAGAGUAUAUAUCAAUAUAUUUUUGGGAAUAAUAAUGUUGUCAGGACUCUCACAGGCUGCAUGAGUAACUGAUUAUGAAACUUGUAGCAUAGCAGUUGAAUGAGUGUUCAUUGGCAUAGCUUAACUGGAGCCAUUGAUAGGUGUGGGAUAAAACUUGGUUCUGCUUUCUGUUGGUUUCCCAGUAAGAUCUGGAACUUUUUGAAAAUCUUCUACUUUUGUUAUGCCCUCCACACAUAGGCUCAGUGGCUACUGUAACCUCUCUCAUUUACCUCCUGUUUUAUUGACACUCAACUUCAAAGUGUACGUUUUUUCCUAGGUUUUCCAUGUUGUUGUCAUGGAAAGAAUAGAUAAAAAUUCAGUUAAACACUUUUUUUCUUUUGCCACCUACUAAAAUCCGCACCUACAUAUUGAAAUUGCUCAUUGAUAAUAUUUCAUGAUUAAUUCAGCUGUGUUUUCUGUAUCUGUCUGCCCUUUGAAUGACUCACAGAGGGAGUCAGAUGAGUUAUAAACAGUGUGUGUGUAAUUUUAGUCCGGAGGAAGCAGUAGUAAAGGAAGUUUGAAGAAGGAAAAGAUGUGUCUCGGCUGAGGAGGAAAGGUGUCUAGUUGCGAAAACAAAGCCAGUGGUUCUUUCCUCUUGCUCCCUCUCUGAACUUCCUUCCUAGUACUGUAAGAAUGAAUGGUUCCACAGCCAUUUUGGAUGGACAGUGUGCUUUAUGGUUCACAUCAUGUCAUCAGUAUGCUCACAAGUAGCUUUAAUGCUUAAAUCCCAUGUUUAGUGAUUUGUUUCAGAUUCAUUAUUGGUUGAUGGUUACCAUUGUUGUAAUUAUUAAUCGUUUGUGUAUUUUUCCU